Gekko japonicus is the source of this 1153-nucleotide messenger RNA. Its product is annotated as galactosylceramide sulfotransferase-like. The record is from RefSeq and is a predicted model, not a curated record. Gene Ontology annotation, molecular function: galactosylceramide sulfotransferase activity. The transcript has a single exon. Gene Ontology annotation, cellular component: membrane. NCBI's taxonomy places the organism in Eukaryota, Metazoa, Chordata, Lepidosauria, Squamata, Gekkonidae. Gene Ontology annotation, biological process: glycolipid biosynthetic process. The annotation marks the transcript as partial.
UGAAAGCCUGAAGAUCAACCAGAAGGAAAAGCUGUUCGGCCUCCAUCGGAAGACCACUUUAACCCGCUCUUUAGCCAAGCCGUGGGGGUCGGGGAAAGCUCGCGUGGGGAAGCAGGGGGCCCCCAACAUUGUCUUUCUCAAGACCCACAAGACAGGAAGCAGCACCGUGCAGAACAUACUUUUCCGUGCUGCCGAGCGGCGCAGCUUGGCCGUGGCCUUCCCCCGCUACUCCUAUCAGUUUGCGUACCCCGAACGCUUCUCCAGGGACUUUGUGGAAGACCUCCCACCAGGGGCUGCCCAUUUCAACUUGCUUUGCAGCCACAUGAGACUGGAGGCCGGGGAAGUGCAGGCCGUCGUCCCCUCUCCGAGCGUCUUCCUCACCAUCCUGCGUGACCCAGUGCGGACUUUCGAGUCUGUCUUCCACUACUACCGAAACAUCGUGCCCGCCUUCCAGCCGCUGGCCAACCACUCCAGGCCGCUGCUCGCUUUCCUCGAGGCGUCCAGCCAGUACUACGACGCUCAAGAUGUCAGCAACGGGCUCGCCAGGAAUCCCAUGACUUUUGACCUGGGCUUGAACGCGAGCCAGGAAGUGGCGCCGGGCAGCCGGUGGGCCAGCGAGCUGGAAAGACUCAACCAGACCUUUCAGCUGGUGAUGAUCGCGGAACAUUUCGACGAGUCCUUGCUUCUCGCCCGGGAAUUGCUCGGGUUGGACAUGGAAGAGCUGCUGUACGUCCGGCUAAACGUCCGCCAUAAGGAGGAGGCGCCGUUGUCCAAGGAGCUGGUGCAGAAGAUCCAGGCCUGGAACUGGCUUGACGUGCAGCUCUAUAGGUUUUUCCAGAGCAUCUUCUGGCGCAAGGUGGAGCACUACGGCUACGUACGCAUGAAGCAGGAGUUAGCCACCUUCCGGGCCCUGCUGCAAGAGGCCGUGGGGAAGUGUCUGGCGGGGGAACCCGUCGGCCCCGAGGUCAUGGCAGAUGAACUUCGGCCUUGGCAGCCGGGAAGUGUCACCAUUCUGGGCUACAACCUGAGGCAGAACCUCACCUCUGACCAGUACAGGGACUGUUUCCGAAUGGUCUUGCCUGAGCUUCAGUAUCACGCCUACCUCUAUUACAGGCAGUAUGGGAGGGACAUGCGGCCCCUUCCCACUGCAUAA